Molecule: messenger RNA, 7486 nt
Organism: Phycodurus eques (leafy seadragon)
Lineage: Eukaryota; Metazoa; Chordata; Actinopteri; Syngnathiformes; Syngnathidae
Gene: fubp1
Product: far upstream element (FUSE) binding protein 1
Exons: 20
Coding region: 82-2136 (684 amino acids)
Biological process (GO): regulation of DNA-templated transcription
Cellular component (GO): nucleus; cytoplasm
Molecular function (GO): mRNA binding
Source: RefSeq, a predicted model, not a curated record
CCCGCGCAUGUAAGCCGCCAUCUUGUCGUGCCGAGGAGGAGAAGAGAGAGACAAGACACAGCUUGCUUGCUUGCUUCAGAUAUGGCGGAUUACAGCAGCGUGGCUCCACCGUCCAGCGGCGGCGGCGGAAUGAAUGAGGCUUUUAAAGACGCUCUCCAGCGAGCACGACAGAUCGCAGCGAAAAUCGGCGGAGAUGGCGUUGCGCCCCCCCCGACGAGCGAGUUUGGCUACGGAGGCCAGAAAAGGCCCCUGGAGGACGCUGGUGGGUAUUUUCCCAUGCCUAACCUGAAUAUCGACCAACCCGAGACGAAGAAAGUGGCGACUAAUGAUGCUUUUUCUGCUAUGGGAGCAAUGGGAGGCCCCCCAAGAUCAAUAUCAGAGGAAUUCAAGGUUCCCGAUGGAAUGGUUGGAUUCAUUAUCGGAAGAGGCGGUGAACAAAUCUCACGUCUGCAGCAGGAGUCUGGCUGCAAAAUACAGAUUGCACCUGACAGUGGAGGUAUGCCCGAUCGGUCAGUGACAUUGACGGGAGGACCCGACGCAAUCCAGAUGGCAAAGAGGCUGCUCACGGAGAUCGUUGAGAAGGGACGGCCGUCCCCAGCGUUCCACCACAAUGACGGCCCAGGCAUGACUGUUCAGGAGAUUAUGGUCCCUGCCUCGAAAGCCGGCCUCGUCAUUGGCAAGGGAGGAGAGACCAUCAAGAGCCUUCAGGAGAGAGCUGGAGUGAAGAUGGUCAUGAUUCAAGAUGGCCCCCAAAACACAGGUGCAGACAAACCUCUCCGCAUUUCGGGAGAACCCUUUAAAGUUCAGCAAGCCAAAGAGAUGGUGAUGGAGCUGAUCAGAGACCAGGGCUUCAGAGAGCAGAGGGGCGAGUACGGGUCCAGAAUUGGAGGUGGUGGCGGCGAGAGCUUAGACGUUCCUGUUCCCCGGUUUGCAGUCGGAAUAGUCAUUGGCAGAAAUGGAGAGAUGAUCAAGAAGAUCCAGAGUGACACGGGGGUUAGGAUCCAGUUUAAACAAGAUGAUGGCAGUGCACCAGACAGGAUAGCACAGAUAAUGGGUCCUCCUGACCAGGCUCAGCACGCAGCAGAGAUAAUUUCGGACCUGCUGAGGAGCGUCCAGGCCGGCGGGCCUCCGGGCCACGGUGGAGGUGGUGGUGGGGGCGGCAGAGGCAGAGGACGCGGGCAGGGCAAUUGGAACAUGGGGCCCCCUGGUGGCCUCCAGGAGUUCACCUUCACCGUCCCAACCAUGAAGACAGGCCUCAUCAUUGGAAAAGGUGGUGAGACCAUCAAAGGAAUCAGCCAACAGUCGGGGGCCAGGAUUGAGUUGCAGAGGAAUCCUCCUCCCAACUCUGACCCCAAUGUCAAGAUGUUCACGGUCAGGGGCUCGCCUCAGCAGAUCGACUAUGCCAGGCAGCUGGUAGAGGAGAAGAUUGGAGGACCUGUCACUCCAAUGGGUGGCCCACAUGGCCCCCCUGGUCCACAUGGAGGUCCGGGCCCACAUGGUCCUCCUGGCCCUCCAGGACCCCCUGGUGCUCCCAUGGGUCCGUACAACCCCGGGCCUUACAACCAGGGACCCCCAGGACCACAUGGUCCCCCAGCACCUUACCAGCCUCAGGGGUGGGGCAACGGCUACCCGCACUGGCAGCAGGGCCAGCCUGAUCCAAGUUCAGACAAAGCAGCAGCUGACGCUAACGCCGCAGCGUGGGCGGCCUACUAUGCCCAAUACGGCCAGCAACCUCAGGCUCCCAUGACGCCCACGGGUGCAGCGCCGGGCACCACUCAGUCCAACGGUCAAGGUGACCCACAGGCUGCAGGUCAGAGUGGACAGGCAGAUUACACCAAGGCCUGGGAGGAUUAUUACAAGAAAAUGGGGCAACAGAGUCAACAACCUCAGGACUACACCAAAGCCUGGGAGGAGUAUUAUAAGAAGCAAGGUCAAGCGGCCCCUCAGGCAGCAGCACCGGCGGCCGCUGCGGCCCCCACCACUCAACCCGGCGGCCAGCCGGACUACAGUGCCGCUUGGGCUGAGUACUACCGGCAGCAGGCGGCUUACUAUGGCACGGGCAACCCUCAGACCAUGGGAGCGGCACCACAAGCCCCUCAGUGUUCUCCCCCAACCCCCCCAGACCUUGCACCUUAGGUUCUGCUGCAGUAAUCCAGGUAAGCAAAGCCUAAGGAAACAAUAGUGAAAUACAGUGGAACCUCCAAAGAAGAACUAUAUCCAGAAUUGAAUGGAAAAUAUGAAUUAGUGUGAUGAUGUGAAACAUCUGUGAGGAUAAAUGCCACAACUGUGCUUUUGCCUUCUGGGUAGGGGGACAAGAAGGGUCCCUGUGAUCAUAGCCAUAGAACGGCGAUGUCUGAAAGGAUCUGGCUACUGAGUACAAUGGUACGAAAGUGGCAACAAGUGUUUCUAUUUUUCCCAUAUCUCUAGUUUUACCACAGUUUUAUUAUACAGUUAUAAACUUCGCUUUACACACGUCAGUUGAGGACCCCUGCCCCAAUGUUGUGGGUGUAAUACACCCAUUUGAAAGUUGAAUACAAGUUGCUUAGUACUUUUUCCUGUUGUAAUCAACGCAUACAUUGAAAAUGAGUACUAAUAGACAAUGGGAUGAUUAUUUUUGACACUUGUGGCUAAUUAAACAUGGCCUCAGGUCAGAUUGACACAGGAGCAUGACUCCUGAGAAAGGAACGUGACAGGUUGGUUAAAACUGUCUUCGUGACAACAAUUUGAUGCCAGAACCUAUUCAAUUGAUAAAUGCAUCCCUCUGGUUUGGAAAACAACUUUGACGUGAACCUACGCCACUUAAUUCCACUUUGGAGGUUCCACUGUCUUGUUUUUCCGAUUUGACCAGGUUUCCAUCCAUGCAAAGAAAUGCUCACCCUGUAAAUGAAAUCAUGCUGAACUGAAAAGUGACACACAUGACUUGUACGACUUUGUGGACUUGACUCAAAAGUACAAACUGGUUGGUUAUGAGGAAGUGCUGUGUAUGUGUGCAUAAUUAUGACACAGACCUUUAAAUUGUUCGUUUUUGAAUUGUCGUGCAUGUCCUGUAAAGCUGCAGCAGAAGGACAGGGCCAUGAUUUUUUUUUUGUUUUGUUUUGAAAAAGAAAAUACGUGAUGUUGACAAAUGUACUCUGGUGGUGUUUAUUCUGCUGUAAAGCACAGUGCUGACGUACUCAUUGAAACACCUUCACUUCUCGCUCACAGUGUUGGAGGACGCUGCAAGCUUAGGCGCUAGAAUCAGAGCCUGUGGUAGUUUCUGCCGAGCGUAGGCCGGGCAAGAGCUCCAGUGCUUAAGGUAAAAAACAAAACAAAAAAACAGAUCAUUAAACAAGUAAUGCAAUUUUUUGUGACUGCAAAAAGUGCAAGUUAGGUAUGUUUUCUGCUCGAGUUGACUGUUUUAACGCUGCCAUAGUGAUUUGAGUCGUUUGAUGGUUGUCAUUUAUAUUUCUAGUCGUCAUGGUUGUUGCAAUGAAUGGUUUAGAAAGUUGGAUGAGGACAGGAACUGAACUUUGAACAUGAUGUGUUGUGUCAUUAAAAUGUCCCACUCAGGCUCUGCGGGUUGGGGGGAGGGUUAUUUAGCAGGAGGAAGCCUUCUAGAGGUAAACAUGCUGUAUUAUAUGCUCACUCCUACUGUCAUGUUCAUUAUUAAUAAAGGUGUCACAAAUGAAUUUGAUGACUAAGUGGCUCAUUAGAUCAAAGACAGACUGAUCAGUGUUUAUUUGGUUGUAACAUUGACGCACAGAUUACUUUUCAAUGUGGCUGAAAUUUCAAAACAUCUACAAAUCACCAGUGUAAAUUGACAUUGAUCAUGACCUUUAAUAUUAAAUUUGAGAGCACAAAGUAACAAAUCUGCAGCAGUGAAGACGAUUAGCACAAAAUGGACAAUUGGUGACCUUUUCAAUCCCUCUGUGAUCAACAAUUGCAGCACUUAUCAAAAUUCACUUAAGUUACAUAUUGGAUGUAUAGUACAAACAUCUCAUUUAAUACAAUGACAUGGACAGAAAUGACUGACUAAAAAUAUAGUGUACAUAGUAUGUGUACGAAAAUAUUUUCCCCACAUGCAUUUACUCAAAGGUUUCUUUUUCAAGAGUGAAUGGCUCAUUUAGUAUUCAGUGUGCAAGUUUUAAUAGAUGCUUGGAUACCUCCUGAUAGACAUUACAUUUUACCUUUAAAAUCUAAAUGGAUCUUGGGUUCAAGAAAAAAAAAAAAAAAAAAAAAAUUACAGGUGUGUGGCACAAUUUGUAGGUCAACCAAAAUGUGAAAAAUCACAACAAAAGGAAUUAUUUUUUAUAUAUAUUUUUUUUUCUCUCUCUGAUGCUACCAGAGAGCAAAUAAGUGGAGAAGUUAGAGUAGUACAAGAAAUGUCUAUUAAAUCUCAAUUAGUGAAGAUAAGCGGAACGGAAGAUGAAUGAAUGCAUUAAUUUGACCUACAAAACGCCACGAAGAGACAGCGUUGCUCUGCAAACACCUUUCCUGGUCCCUUGCCUCUGUCAAGUGUCUUCAAAGGGUGAGUAGUUUUUACUUUUUUUCCCGAAAUUUUCUUUAUAGUGUUUAACGUUUUAUACCAGUGUAACAGUUGAAGUUAAAAUGUUGCAUAAAAUAGAUAAGUGAUGUAUUCAUAUUUGCUAUAGUAGAAAUAGUUUUGAAACGACUUAAAAUUUUGUCACAAUAGAUAGUGUUCAACUUGGGCAGUUCUACUGUGUGUAUAUACAGGUGCCGGUCAUAUAAUUAAGAAUACCAUGGAAAAAGUUGAUUUCAGUAAUUCCAUUUAAAAAGUGAAACUUGUAUAAUGUAUACAUUCAUUUCACACAGACCGACAUUUAAAGUGUUUUUUUUUUUUAUGGAUGAGUAUAACUAAUGAAAACCUCAAACUGAGUAUCUCAGAACAUUUGAAUAUUGUGGAGCGGUACAAUAUUGAAGACACCUGAUGCCACACUCUAAUCAGCUACUUAACCCAAAACACCUGCAAAGGCCUUUAAAUGGUCUCUGUCUAGUUCUGUAGGGAAGACUUCAGACCUCACAGUUGACUGACACUUUGCACAAGAAGGGCAAGAGAGAAGAUCAUUGCUAAAGAGGCUGGCUGUUCACAGAGCUACGUGUCCAAGCACAUUCAAAGAGAGGCGAAGGGAAGGAAAAGAUGUGGUAGAAAAAAGUGUUGGAAAUCAAGGUCCCAGAGUCUGGAGGAAGAGAGGAGAGGCACAGAAUCCAUGUUGCGUGAGGUAGAGUGAUGCUAUUACAUGCUUUACGGUAAGGCAUGAGAGUCAUGUCGGGGGAGGGAGGAAAUGAGCAGCAGCUGUGUUUGUGUGUGGGAGGAUUCAGUCAAGAUUUUGGGUGUGGUUUCUUGGAGUUUAGCAAAAUCUCAGAGGUAUAUUCUGUGUAAAUCAGUCUUGUAAAUUGUUUUAGUAUUUUUUUUUCCCCUGGUGAUUUUAUGUUUGCAAUUUUUUGUUUUUUCGAUUGAGUUUGUCAGUGUUUCGGCUAUUUUAUUUAUUCUUUUGUAUUUUACCGUGCUUUUGUCGUAUUUGCCAUUGUGAUUUUUUUUGACAUUUUUGGGACAUUUCCUCCUUGGUUGUUUUGUGAAUACGAGGAAAUGUCAAGGGAGAGCACAUGACACUAGGGUCCCCAGGAAACUUGUAGAUGAACAGGAGGAGUCAGCCAUGUCUUCUCUCUCACCUCAACCACAGUAAGUAAAACUGUUUGCAUUCUAUAUUUAUUUCUAACUUUAUAACGUGUCCCACAACCCAAAAAAAUGCUCAACAAAAAUAUCAAGUCUCCCUCCGAUGGAUAAGUGAUGGACACCAGGGAAGUGGCCAUAUGCACCACUGUCUAUUCUGUUUACACUGGGUGGCAGAAGGACAAUGGGCAAAGUCAGGGGAUCCCCAGGCCUACAGCAGUGGCCGAAUACAACAAAUACAUGGGGGGUGUGGAUACCUCUGACCAGAUGUUGGCAACAAACUCGGUGUACCGGAAAACCAGAAGAUGGUCAAUGACUCUCUUUCAGCACCUGCUGGACAUUGCUGUCACAAAUAGUUUCAUUGUGCACAAGGAGCUCAGCAAGGCACACAGCAGCAGGUCACAUGCCAGGCUUUCCAGGAGGAGCUGAGUGCGCACCUACUUGGCGUGCCACUGACCAGGCCACUUCCCUAUCCCAACCAACAAAAAUGAGUGCACAGACAAAAGAGCAUUGGGAAGGAAAAAGUGCACUCUGUGCUACAAAAGGACACCUUGGAUGUGUGAUGUGGGUCUCUGUCUUCAGGUGGACAGGAAUUGUAACUACCACUGCUAAAAUAAAAAUAAAAAUAUUAACACCGAAAAAUAAAAACCCCUUGGCUAUUUAUUGACAAAUAUUGCAGCCUGUAACAUGGACUCAGAUAGCUCCAGAAAUGUAAAACUGAGUUGUUGUAAAAUAGUUUAAAUUAGAUGUUUGCAAUCUCAGAAAUGUUCAAUCUGUACUUUUCAAGAAUUUAUAUAACGAAAGUUCAAUUCAGUUUUUGUCCUUCUUUUUAGGUAUUUAAGUACAUAAGAAUGGUAAGUACUUGACAGACUUUGAAAGUUCUACUUCUAGAAAAAGGGUGUAUAUUAUUUACACACAGCAUUUUUUGACACAAUUAUUGACAUAAAUAGAAUAGCUGUUUUAAUGUUACUGUGGUGCUAAAAGGGUUAAGGACCAUGGUAUCCCUGUUCUUGAUUGGCCAGCAAACUCACCUGACCUCAACCCCAUUGUAAUGUGAAGAGAAAAAUGCGAUACGCCAGGCUACUAUUAGAGCAACCUGGGCUCUCGUAACACCUGAGCAGUGCCACAGACUGACUGACUCCAUGACACGCUGCAUUGCAUGCUACCAUAUGUUUUACCAUGCCUGCGUCCAUAAUACGGUGCGCCAUAUGUAUGUGUUAAAUACAGAAAUAGACCCCGUAACUGAGACUGCACCUUUUAAUUCAGUGCACCCUAUGGUUGUGAAAAUAUGGUAAUCAAAUUUGAGAUGCUGAAUGUGGUAUUUUCAUUAGUUGUCAUUUAUCAUCAAAAUUAAAAAAAAAUUGAAAUUAAUCCUCAGUCUGUGUGAAAUGAAUGAAUAGAAUAUACAAGUUUCACUUUUUAAAUGGAAUUAUAGAAAUAAACAUUCAUGAUAUUCUAAUUAUAUGACCAGCACCUGUAUGUGAUCAUUAUAUGGUCAAUAUUCCAGCUUUAUUUUGCAUGAUACAACAAAGUGCAGAGUCAUGGCAUAGUUAAGAUGAGCGGGACACGAGAAGGCUGCACUAAUCAUCACUCAUGUUGGGAAAUAUAGUACAGUUAAAACCACUCACUGCACAUUGGACUCCAUAAGGGCUCCAGGUACAAGGUGCAGUGUGGUGCCGCUGCAUCCAGUAAGCUGCAGGGAGUACUCUGCACCCAGGUAGGCCAGCAGCAGUUCGGAGCGGCGGUGCAGCAAGUGCAACAUGUCCUCGGCCAGGCUGUCAACUGAUGAGUAGCGAACCUUGUCCAGGUCAAAUA